GCGCCCAUGAUAGUGACUCACCCAAAGUACAACAAUGUCGAGCAGUCAUUGGUCAAACUUCUAAUUAUUCAUCCAGUUCGCCGGUAAUUGGAGUAUAGAGCUUACACAAGUUCUUGCGUAAAUCGAUUGUAUUUUCAUUGUUUUGUCGCAUGCUCUUCGUUCCGCUACACUGACUGCCGUGCAUCCUGAGGCCCUCCAACUGUAUUGCGGUGAUGUGGCAGUGCACUCUAUGGCUGCUCCUAGCAAUGUGGCACGGGUCCCAUUGCCAGAGUUCACUGCCCAUGUUCAAAGACAUAACUGGGACAGUGCUACCUCCUGACAGUCUGAACAACCCCACUCAACUAAAUUAUGGGAUGGCUGUAACCGACGUGGAUGGGGAUGGGGACCUGGAGGUGGUGGUGGCUGGAUACAACGGCCCAAACUUGGUGCUGAAGUACGACCGUGUUCAGAACAAGCUGGUCAACAUCGCUGUGGACGACCAGAGAUCUCCGUUCUACGCGCUGCGAGACGAGGCAGGGAACGCUAUAGGAGUCACCGCCUGUGAUGUUGAUGGAGACGGCCGAGAGGAGAUCUACUUCCUCAACACAAACAACGCUUACUCCGGCCGUGCUACCUAUUCAGACAAGCUCUUCAAGUUCCGAAACGGGCGCUUUGAGGAUCUGCUGGGUGAUGUCAUCAACGUGCGCCGCGGCGUGGCCAGUGACAUGGCUGGGCGCUCUGUGGCAUGUGUCGAUCGAAAGGGCACUGGCAGAUAUGCAGUCUACGUCGCUAACUACGCCCGAGGGAACAUCGCUCCCCACGCACUGAUAGAGAUGGAUGAGGCUGCUAGUGAUGUGGCACAGGGUAUCAUCGCUCUGUCCAAUGUGGCUGCAGAGGCUGGAGUCAAUAAAUUCACAGGUGGGCGGGGAGUUGUUGUUGGACCAAUCCUGAGCCAGACAAUGUCUGAUGUGUUCUGUGACAAUGAGAACGGACCCAACUUCCUGUUCAAGAACAACGGAGAUGGAACUUUUGUGGACAAGGCGAAGGCGGCAGGUGUGGCGGACGAACACCAGCACGGCAGAGGAGUGGCUCUCGCCGACUUUGACGGCGACAGAAGGACGGACAUCGUCUACGGAAACUGGAACGGCCCCCACCGGCUCUUCAUGCAGGGGCCCCACCAGGGUUUCCGCAAUAUAGCCACGGCAGCGUUCGCCAGCCCCUCGCCCGUCCGCACGCUCAUCGCUGCAGACUUUGAUAACGACAAGGAGCUGGAGGUGUUCUUCAACAACAUCGCAUACGGAGGGCGUGCACCGAACAGGCUGUUCAGGGUUUCAAGGAGAGCCAGGAUGGAUCCUCUCAUCCAGGAGCUGAAUGUGGGGGAGGCUGAAGAGCCCCAGGGGAGAGGCACAGGAGCCACGGUAACGGAUCUGGACGGAGAUGGACUGCUGGACCUGUUGGUAGCUCAUGGAGAGAGUGCAUCGCAGCCUAUUUCAGUCUUCAAAGUCACACAGGGCUCAUCCAAUAAUUGGCUGCGUGUGAUUCCACGCACCCAGUUCGGCGCCUUUGCCCGUGGUGCCCGGGUCACGGCCUUCACCAAUGGCAGCGGUGCUCACGUGCGUGUCAUAGACGGAGGGUCGGGCUACCUCUGUGAGAUGGAACCGGUGGCUCAUUUUGGACUAGGAAGUGAUGCGGUGAGCGUACUGGAGGUGUCCUGGCCCGGUGGCAGCGUGGUGACGCGCCCACUGCACCCCGGGGAGAUGAACUCUGUGGUCGAGGUGACCCAUCCCGGCGCCGGGGAGACGAGUGUGCUUGCCAGUGAUACGCAGUGUGGUCAAGGAUUCGCUGUCCAAAAUGGCAGAUGUGCCGGUAUCUGAGGACGGCUGCAAUAUCAUUUCAACGCAUUGUGGAACUAAGUAAAAUAAAAUGAUAACAUUUUAUUUUUAUUUUCUGUACUUUGAUCAGCUGUUUGAUGUGUACUGAUUAUUUUAAACAAAUAAUUAGUUUUAACUAAAUGAUUUACACCUUUUGUGCUUAUCUGAAAUUUGAAAUAAGCUUUUAUUUCUUUUUUAUCAGUGUUUUUUCCUUAGAUGAAUCCUCUGUCUUCCUAAAACUCUAACCCCAAGGCUUGUGUUUUGUUACUCUGAGGUCAAUUACUGCAUAUUUCAGCCCCAGCUGUAACAACUGAGACCACAUACAAAGAGUGAUCACGGUUCACUCUGUCGCGUGCUGUGAAGCAGUUUGUAAUAGGAUGUUCUUUGGCCGAUGGAAAUAAGCGACGACUAAACUGUGAAUGUGUUAAGCAUAACAUAAUUUUAAUGUGAUUCUGUUCCUCUCAAACUCUUUGUGAUUUUCUUUCUUGCUCUGAUUAUCUAGGAAUGUCCACUGUUAUGUUGAGAGAGGCAAACUGCAAGUAAUGAUAUCAUGGAGGGUAAUGAUAUAAACAUUUUGAAAAUAUGCUUGAAA
This is a messenger RNA of Gadus morhua (Atlantic cod), 2442 nucleotides long. RefSeq names its product cartilage acidic protein 1a (gene crtac1a). Gene Ontology annotation, biological process: axonal fasciculation. Bases 213 to 1853 code for a protein of 546 amino acids. Lineage: Eukaryota; Metazoa; Chordata; Actinopteri; Gadiformes; Gadidae. The record is from RefSeq and is a predicted model, not a curated record. The transcript is spliced from 14 exons.